Molecule: messenger RNA, 1343 nt
Organism: Budorcas taxicolor (takin)
Lineage: Eukaryota; Metazoa; Chordata; Mammalia; Artiodactyla; Bovidae
Gene: CTDSP1
Product: CTD small phosphatase 1
Exons: 7
Coding region: 178-960 (260 amino acids)
Molecular function (GO): RNA polymerase II CTD heptapeptide repeat phosphatase activity
Source: RefSeq, a predicted model, not a curated record
UCCGCGCCCCCUCCCUCCCCCUCCCCCUUAGAACCUGGCUCCCCUCCCCUCCGAAGCUCGCGGGGAUCCCUCCCUCCCACCCCUCCCCUCCCCCCCGCGCCCCGAUUCCGGCCCGAGCCGGGGGGGAGGCCGGGCUCCCGGGCCAGAGUCCGGCCGGAGCGGAGCGCGCCCGGCCCCAUGGACAGCUCGGCAGUCAUUACUCAGAUCAGCAAGGAGGAAGCGCGGAGCCCGCUACGGAGCAAAGGUGACCAGAAGUCAGCAGCCUCUCAGAAGCCCCGGAGCCGGGGCAUCCUCCACUCGCUCUUCUGCUGUGUCUGCCGGGAUGACGGGGAGGCCCUGCCCGCCCAUAGUGGGGCACCCCUGCUCGUGGAGGAGAAUGGUGCCGUCCCCAAGGCCCCAGUCCAGUACCUGCUCCCUGAGGCCAAAGCCCAGGACUCGGACAAGAUCUGCGUGGUCAUCGACCUAGACGAGACCCUGGUGCACAGUUCCUUCAAGCCAGUGAACAAUGCUGACUUCAUCAUUCCUGUGGAGAUUGAUGGGGUGGUCCACCAGGUCUACGUGCUGAAGCGGCCCCACGUCGAUGAGUUCCUGCAGCGGAUGGGUGAGCUCUUCGAAUGCGUGCUGUUCACCGCCAGCCUGGCCAAGUACGCAGACCCCGUAGCUGACCUGUUGGACAAGUGGGGGGCCUUCCGGGCGCGGCUGUUUCGGGAGUCGUGUGUCUUCCACCGGGGGAACUACGUGAAGGACCUAAGCCGACUGGGCCGAGACCUGCGUCGGGUGCUCAUCCUGGACAACUCGCCUGCCUCCUAUGUCUUCCAUCCAGAUAACGCCGUACCGGUGGCCUCAUGGUUCGACAACAUGAGUGACACGGAGCUCCACGACCUCCUGCCCUUCUUCGAGCAGCUCAGCCGUGUGGACGACGUGUACUCAGUGCUCAGGCAGCCUCGGCCAGGCAGCUAGUGAGGCGCCACGGGGCUCAGACCUGCCCCUGACCACACCUGCACCCCACUCACUCGGACUCUGCCUUAAGAAAACUCAGCGCCACGGGAAAGCGGGGUCUCCCCGCCCCCCCUGCCCCCCACCAGCCUGGCCAGGCUCUGGAGGGGGCAGCAGGCUGCACGGAGGGCGAUGAGCCCCUGGGUCCCUGAGUCAGUGCCUUAGAACCUUCUCCUUGGGGGACCCGUGGGGCUCUGCAUGCCUCUCCCCCUUCCUUCCUUUCUCUCUGCACCGCCAUGUUUCUCUGCUGCCAAACUGGGCCCCUCGGGCCCUUCCAGUUCUGCUUGGGGGAGGGGCAGGGUUUGAGCCGCCCUCUGCCUUGGACCCGCCCUCCCCGCCCCCCCCCC